AUGAAACAGCAGAUGGAAAAAGGCCCUAUAGAUGCCAUCACUGGAGAGGCCCGAUACUCCCUCAGUGAGGACAAACUCAUCCGACAACAGAUUGACUACAAGACACUGACACUUCAUUGUGUGAACCCGGAGAACGAGAACGGCCCAGAAGUGACUGUGAAAUGCCUGAACUGUGACACUAUCACCCAGGUGAAGGAGAAGCUUCUGGAUGCUGUGUAUAAAGGAAGCCCAUACUCCCAGAGACCCAAAGCAGGAGACAUGGACCUGGAGAGCAUGUUGAGGACGGCCAGCAGCCCAGACAGUCUGCGGUCCCGGACGCCCAUGAUCACACCCGAUCUAGAGAGCGGUACCAAACUCUGGCACCUCGUCAAAAACCACGACCAUGCAGACCAGCGCGAGGGCGAUCGCGGGAGCAAGAUGGUGUCCGAGAUCUACCUGACACGACUGCUGGCCACCAAG
This is a messenger RNA of Sinocyclocheilus grahami, 459 nucleotides long. RefSeq names its product plexin-A1-like. Lineage: Eukaryota; Metazoa; Chordata; Actinopteri; Cypriniformes; Cyprinidae. Gene Ontology annotation, biological process: semaphorin-plexin signaling pathway; regulation of cell migration. Gene Ontology annotation, cellular component: plasma membrane; semaphorin receptor complex. The annotation marks the transcript as partial. The transcript has 3 exons. Gene Ontology annotation, molecular function: semaphorin receptor activity. The record is from RefSeq and is a predicted model, not a curated record.